AGUCGCCCGCCCCACCCGCGCGAUGGGCUCCGAGGCGGCCCAGCUGUUGGAGGCUGCUGACUUCGCGGCUCGCAAGCACCAAUGGCAGCGGCGGAAGGACCCCGAAGGGACCCCCUACAUCAAUCACCCAAUCGGUGUGGCUCGUAUCCUGACCCACGAGGCAGGAAUCUCUGACAUUGUGGUGUUACAGGCAGCCCUGCUCCAUGACACGGUGGAGGACACAGACACCACCCUGGAUGAGGUGGAGCUGCACUUUGGGGCACAAGUGCGGCGUCUGGUGGAGGAGGUAACAGAUGACAAGACUCUGCCCAAGCUGGAGAGAAAGCGGCUGCAGGUGGAGCAGGCACCCCACAGCAGCCCCGGGGCUAAACUGGUGAAGCUGGCAGACAAGCUGUACAAUCUGAGGGACCUGAAUCGCUGCACCCCAGAGGGAUGGUCCGAACACCGAGUCCAGGAAUACUUCGAGUGGGCAGCACAGGUGGUGAAGGGGCUUCAGGGGACAAACCAACAGCUGGAAGACGCUCUAAAGCAGCUGUUUAAGGAGCGGGGGCUGACACUCUGAGCAGUAUUUGGAGCCAUCCAGUGGCACAGACUCCAUCCUUGCCCAGGCCAGAGAAGAUUCAUACUUCAGCCUUUCGGUGCCUCCCGAGCUUCCUCCCUGGUUCACUCAGCCCAGAUAUUAGAAACCAAAUACACGUGUCCUUUCUCACUCUGAAGAUCUGCCAACUAAGCUGAGCCCCAGAUUGUGGGAUGAUGCGCCCCAUCCAUUUCUAAUGCAUUCACUGCCCUUCUCCAGGCCUUGGGUCUGAUUGCAUGGUGGGAUCUCUGGCCCCUCAGGGACUUGGGCUUAUAUAUAAACGCUAGUUCAAAAGGCAUUAUGCAAAAUAAAA
Mesoplodon densirostris (Blainville's beaked whale) is the source of this 890-nucleotide messenger RNA. It is a transcript of the gene HDDC3, whose product is annotated as HD domain containing 3. Gene Ontology annotation, molecular function: guanosine-3',5'-bis(diphosphate) 3'-diphosphatase activity. The record is from RefSeq and is a predicted model, not a curated record. The coding region runs from base 23 to 562 and encodes 179 amino acids. The transcript is spliced from 4 exons. NCBI's taxonomy places the organism in Eukaryota, Metazoa, Chordata, Mammalia, Artiodactyla, Ziphiidae.